GGGCGUUUUUGAUGUCGGUAAUUAAAAGUUUAGAAGUGUCAUUUUGAUUUAUUCAAAAAAUGUGAUAAAUUUUAAGUGUUUUUUUUUAAUUAAUUUACUUUUUUGUUCUUAAAAGGUUCAUUUAAAAUGAGUGACGAUUGUUCUUGCGAUUUAAAUGAACCUAUACCAGCCGCGCCGGACUCCGAUUGUUCUUGUUCCAUAGAUAUCUUUCCUCAUAAAAAGGCUGACACGAAUACGGAGUGUUCAUGUAGCACGCACAUUCCCAAUUUUCACGAUACCCCAAAAGAACCAUCCACAAAAACCGAGUCGAUACUAAAAGCUUGUACCUGCAGCAGUUAUGUUUCUACACAACCUUCCAAAGGUGAUUCCUCUAAAAAAUCGUCGUCAGCGAAAUGUGCUUGUCCUUCCCAGGAUCAAAGCGUUCAAGAGGAACCUUCAAAAAACACGUCGUCGGCGCAAUGUUAUUGCCCCUCUCAGGCUUCUACACAACCUUCCAAAGGUGAUUCCUCUAAAAAAUCGUCGUCAGCGAAAUGUGCUUGUCCCUCCCAGGUUUCAUCUCAACCUUCGAAACGCGAUUCCUCUAAAAAAUCGUCCUCGGUGAAAUGUGCUUGUCCUUCUCAGGUUUCAUCUCAACCUUCGAAAGGAGAUUCUUCAAAAACGGGAUCAACGAGAUGUACUUGCAGCUCCCACGGGAUAAGUUUUGGUGAUAUCGAACCCGAAAAACCCAUAAUACCGGGGAAAAAAUAUCGGAAAUGUGGCUGCCCACCUAAAAGUUCUUUAAAAAGUGGUGCAUCAAAAUGUACAUGCAGCUCUCACGCCGUUAGUUUCGGAGAUACCGCACCUGAAAAACCAAACCCUCCCGAAAAGAAACGAAAAUGCGGUUGCCCACCCAAAGGUACUAGCGUUAAAUCAGCACCACUCCAACCGAUUCUUGAUCCAAAUUGCGACCCCGAUAACCCCAAAAUGCUUUCUUUCGAUGAAGUCCGAAACGCGCGGGCGAAUAUUAAUGGCGCAGUCGUAAAAACCCCACUAAUCAAUUCGAAACUAUCCGAACUAUACGGGAUGAACAUCUAUUUGAAAAAUGAAUUUCUUCAAUACACCGGGAGUUUUAAAGAACGCGGUGCGAGAAAUGCUUUAAUGAACAUGUCGGAGACUCAAAAAAGAGCCGGGGCGAUUUCGGCUUCCGCCGGAAAUCAUGCUUUAGCUCUAUGUUAUCACGGACAAGAGUUGGGGAUUCCGAUAACCGUUGUGAUGCCCGUCGUCGCUCCGAUUAUGAAGAUACAAAAUUGCAAGGAAUUCGGGGCUGAGAUUAUCGUGAAGGGAGCUGAUAUGGUUGAGGCGAAAACAAUCGCGCAACAUUUAGCGCAAGAAAGAGGGGCUCUUUAUAUUAAUGGUUACGAUCAUAUUGAUGUUUUGGCGGGACAAGGAACUUUAGGAAUCGAAAUUUUAGAACAAUUACCUUCAGCUUGCGCCAUUGUGGUCCCAGCGGGGGGUGGAGGAUUACUCGCAGGGAUUGCAGUGGCAGUUAAAUCUUUAAAACCCUGCUCCAAAGUCAUUGGAGCCGAAUCAGAAAACUGUCCAAGUUUUACAAACAGUAUGAAAGCGGGAAAACCAGUCUUAACCCCAUCACGUCCAACAGUCGCAGAUGGCCUUGCAGUUCCACUUCCGGGGUACAACUCGGUCCAUAUUGCAAAAAGCUUCGUGGAUAAGAUGACUGUUGUUAAAGAGGAUGAUAUCACCGUUGCGAUGUUGAGAUUAAUCGAGAAGGAAAAGUAUAUUGUUGAGGGAGCUGGCGCAACAGCUCUCGCUGCGAUAGCUUCCGGGCAAUUAGAUGAAUUUAAAGGAAAAAAUGUUGUUGUAGUAUUAAGCGGGGGAAACAUAGAUUCGACAGUUUUGGGACGAGUUUUAGAAAGAGGAUUAGCCGCUGAGGGUCGCUUUUUAAAAGUUUACGUCACAGUAAGUGAUCGAGCCGGUGGCGUAUCCGAUUUGAUUCGAUUGAUCUCAUCGAUCGGAGUUUCGAUUAAAAAUAUAUCGCAAGAACGCGAAUGGUUAAUAGUGGAUGUAUUCAGCGUGAAGGUGAAGGUUGUGUGCGAAACGAGGGAUUGGGAUCAUGCUUGCGAAUUAAAACAACUCCUCGAACAAAAUUAUAGCGACAUUACCAUGGUUCAUGUUGAUUUUCCGCCUUCUACGCGAUCGGGAAAAACGGAUUAUUAAAUAUAUUUCUUAAAUUAAAAUGAAACUAAAUAUU
Onthophagus taurus is the source of this 2248-nucleotide messenger RNA. RefSeq names its product L-threonine ammonia-lyase-like. Lineage: Eukaryota; Metazoa; Arthropoda; Insecta; Coleoptera; Scarabaeidae. Gene Ontology annotation, biological process: L-threonine catabolic process; L-serine catabolic process. Gene Ontology annotation, molecular function: L-serine ammonia-lyase activity; threonine deaminase activity. The record is from RefSeq and is a predicted model, not a curated record.